Messenger RNA from Ostrea edulis (European flat oyster), 586 nucleotides. RefSeq names its product epidermal growth factor-like protein 6. NCBI's taxonomy places the organism in Eukaryota, Metazoa, Mollusca, Bivalvia, Ostreida, Ostreidae. The record is from RefSeq and is a predicted model, not a curated record. The coding region runs from base 78 to 530 and encodes 150 amino acids. The transcript is spliced from 4 exons. Gene Ontology annotation, molecular function: calcium ion binding.
UCAAAAAUGAAAAGGUAAACAAGGCAAGCACACAUCCCUGGAAACAGGACAAAUCGGAUCAUAUACCUGUGAGAUCUAUGAAGGAAAACAAACUCUAUGACAACUGUGCUUUAUUCCAUCCUGAAAACGGGGGUCAAAGUUCGGAGAGAGCUCUACGUAUCCUAUUCGCACCAGAUGGUUUUGAGCAGGAAACCGGGUUUCUAAUUCUCUUCAGCCAGAAAGAUAUAGACGAAUGUGCACAGGAAACUGAACCUUGUGACACCAACGCUGAAUGUUUCAACACUGACGGCUCCUUUCGCUGUGAAUGCAAGGAGGGAUUUAUCGGAGACGGGUUUCAAUGUGACCAAGUUACAACCACUACCACACCUACCACACCUACCACACCUAUCACACCUACCACACCUACCACACCUACCACCACAAAGGAUCCCAGACGACUUCCGCUAAUCCUGACCUCCCUCGGGACUGCUGCAGUCGCCAGUGGUGUCGGGUUGUUGGUUCUUCUGUUUGGCCUCAGUACCAACGGUUAAAUUAUGUAUUUCUGUGGCAGAAGUAGAUGGAAAUGUUUAUGAUUCUGCAAGAGUAA